Pristis pectinata (smalltooth sawfish) is the source of this 522-nucleotide messenger RNA. It is a transcript of the gene lim2.1, whose product is annotated as lens intrinsic membrane protein 2.1. The coding region runs from base 1 to 522 and encodes 173 amino acids. The transcript is spliced from 4 exons. Gene Ontology annotation, cellular component: plasma membrane. NCBI's taxonomy places the organism in Eukaryota, Metazoa, Chordata, Chondrichthyes, Rhinopristiformes, Pristidae. Gene Ontology annotation, molecular function: structural constituent of eye lens. The record is from RefSeq and is a predicted model, not a curated record.
AUGUACAGUUUUAUGGGAGGAGGUUUGUUCUGUGCUGGUGUAGGCAACAUCUUGCUUGUAGUUUCCACGGCAACAGAUUACUGGAUACAGUAUCGCCGUUCUGGCAGUUUUAUGCAUCAGGGCCUGUGGAGAUAUUGUGUGCCAGGAAAAUGCUAUCUGCACACUGACAGUGUCGCCUACUGGGAUGCCACCAGAGUAUUCAUGAUCCUCUCCUUCUUGGCAUGCUUCAUCGGCAUCAUUAUUGGUUUAAUGGCAUUCAUGCAAUACUCUUCCUUCACCAAAUUUGAUAGAACUUUUGUUGCAGGCAUGUUGUACUUUAUUUCAUGUUUAUUUGUGUUGCUAGCCAUGGCUAUUUAUACAGCUGUCACAGUAAACUAUUAUGGUAAGCGUUAUGGCAAUUGGCGCUUCUCCUGGUCCUAUAUCAUUGGAUGGGUGGCUGUGGUCCUCACUUUCUUUGCAGGUAUCUUCUACAUGUGUGCCUAUCGUUUCCAUGAGAGUCCACAAAACUCAAAUCCUCGCUAG